GAAACGUAUCCAUGUAUGGGCAUUUUUGCAAAAGCAUUAAAAAAUAAUCACGAUAUUUUUACUUUCCGUCGUUCUCGACGCAGCAAUUUCUUGAGAGCAAGCUAUCAAAUACAAAUUGGAAAUGCUACCAAAUGCUAACGAUUUAAAUAGAAUUAGUUUUAAUAUGUCGUGCAGGGAGAUAAUACCAGUCACCGGUAGAUGGCAACUCCGAGCGAUGAAAUCGAUUAUGAAUGAAAGUACUCGAGCACUCGGAACCUGAAAUUCCUACAAUUGACAUUUUUCACACCAUUCAACGCUCCUUGUUCCAUACAUCAAAGUAGAGGAAAAUUUCAUAUCCUCGAGAAUAAUUCAAUAAAGCCUAGCGACAAGGCGUUUCCCGUAUUUCAGAAUAGAAAAAAAAUAUCAAAGUUCCAUCUAAUAAAGUAAAAUUGAAACGGUUAAAUCUUGUGACUAGUAAGAUUAUUUUUGAGCAUUUCGGCGGCACCUUUGAAUCCGGAGGUGGCAGGACCCGUGGACUCUGGACAGGUUCGGACAUGACCGAACAGGCCUCCGUGGACCUCUCUCCGGUCAGCUUCGCGUCACGGCAGGAAUCGACGUGGUAGUAGCCAUCCGAAAAACAUCAAUUGCCGUGUGCCCACCCACCAAGAUGGCUCCCUUACGGGCCAGUACUCGACAUUUGACGUCCAGUUAUUUACAUGCCCGCAACCCUUGGGGGCUCCGCGAGGAAUCUUGAGAGGCCGCGUCGAAGAGCGGCCACGAGGAGAUAAACAGUGCCAUUCCAGAUAACCAUUGCUCAUAGUUGUGCUAAAAGUUUUGAACGUAACGAUUAACAAUAAAGGUAAUACUUGAUGAUUCCAAGUUAUCACUGCUAACACGUGACAAGAUGUGAUGCUUCGAUUAAUGAUCUUUGAUCUAAACAUUCUUAGAGCAAAAGUGACACAAAUGACAUUCCAAAGAACGCGCUUUAUACGUCGAUUUUCAAAGAGUAUAUGUGCAACAAUUCAUGGACAGACACGAAAUUAUGACAUCGUUCGAGUAUCCAGCAUGGUGAUAUAAAGUGAAAUUGAGGAAACCAAUGACGAGGAAAGUGAUGUUACCAAAGGGAAGAGGCAGUGAUUUUUAUAUGGGAUUUUAAAUAAAGAAGUAACGGUGAAAAUCAAAAACAGUGGUUUUGAUAAAAUUAUAUGAAAAACAUUGUUUUGAAUCUAUGAGCACAAGUAUCAAGGAUGUCGACAACAAGGCCCUUCUGAAGAGAAUUCAAUAUAUUUUCUCAUCGAUCGUCUUUGUAUACUGAAUCGUACAUUGUUGGAAAGAUGGCUCGUAAGAACGAUAACGUUAAAAGCAUCAAUGUUGCCGUCGUUGGCUUGUCUGGUACAGAAAAAGACAAAGGACAAGUUGGCGUCGGAAAGUCGUGUCUCUGUAAUCGUUUCAUGCGCUCACUCUGUGACGACUACAGCGUGGAUCAUAUUUCUGUUCUGUCACAGUCCGACUUCAGUGGUCGAGUCGUGAAUAACGAUCACUUUCUUUACUGGGGAGAAGUGACGAAGUCUAUGGAAGAUGGAACCGAAUUUCAAUUUCAAGUGAUAGAACACACUGAAUUUAUAGAUGAUGCUUCCUUUCAACCUUUCAAAGGAGGCAAAAUGGAACCUUAUGCGAAAAGAUGUUCUGCCACCAAGAUUACCAGCGCAGAGAAGCUGAUGUAUAUUUGCAAGAAUCAAUUAGGGAUUGAGAAGGAGUAUGAGCAAAAGGUUCUACCGGAUGGGAAAUUGAAUAUCGACGGGUUUCUGUGUGUCUUUGACGUUAGUGUAGUACCGAACCGUUCCAUAGAGAAGCAGAUAGAGAUAGUGGCAAAUAUACUGAACAAUCUAAUGAAGACCAAAAAACCAUUGAUAUUGGUCACGACCAAGAAUGACGAUGCAAGUGAACAGUACGUGAAAGAAGCUGAGAAAUUGGUCAUGCGGAAGGAAUACAAGAAUUCAAUUUUGUUAGUGGAGACUUCCGCACACGAAAACAUAAAUAUUGAUUUGGCCUUUGUACUUUUGGCACAAAUGAUUGACAAGACCAAGAUGCGUAGUAAAGUGACUCCUUUCGCUGAAGCAGCCAGAGCUAGAAAGGAACUUUUGGAUUCUUCGACAGAGUCUUUGCAAAGGCUCAUUCGGGUACAUGUUACCGAUUAUAGAGCACUCUGGUCUCAAGCAUCCAAAAAGUUAGCACAGUACAAAGAGUUCACAACCUUUGUGGAAUUGUUUGGCAUCGAUGCUACUCAGCGACAAUUCAGAAGACACAUUAAAAAAUUAAAAGACGAACAAGUGGCCAAGAAGAUUCAAGGCUACUUAGAUAUGCUGCCAGAAAUACUUCAAGAAAUAUGUCCAGACAUAUCUAAUUUAAUUAACGAGGAUUGGUCUAUGGUGCAACAGUACAUAAAGGAACAUCCUGAUUUUCAUCAGUACUUUUAUGAAUGCCCCGAAGAUAUUCCUUGGAUCGAUUAUGAUUUUGGAGAAAAUAACACUUCAAAGAUUCCGUAUGAUGUAUUGGAAACACCAGAAGCAGAGACUGUGUUUAAGAACCAUGUAAAUGCUCUACAACAAGAGCAGCGAAGACUCGAACUUCCAAAAAGAUGGAAGAAACAAUUCAAACAGUUACUAGAAGAAACCGGAUAUGUUACUCCUGGCAAACAUUUGUCAGAAGUUAGAGUGCUUUUCAUGGGACGGGAAUGUUUUGAAGCUCUUUCUCAUCUCGAUUGUCACGAAAUUUAUGAUCAGCAUCAAAAAGAAAUUAUCGAAAAGGCAAAACACAAUUUUCAGGAAUUAUUAUUGGAACACGCAGACCUAUUUUAUCAUUUCAAAAGUAUAGCUCCUUCGGGAACAAUCACGCAAGACGAUAUCAAAGAAAUCACUGAUGCUUUGAUAGAUGACUUUAGAUAUAAAGCUUUAGAUAGACUCGAUCAGGAUCGAAAGCUAAUGCUGUUCCAGCAUUUGGGAUUUGUACAUUGCCCAAGAAGAGAACACUGUCCAGCAUUUCCAAAUUGUAUGGAUGCUCUAAUAGAACGAAUACUUGGAACAAAAGCGCACAGACCGUCCUCGUGGAACCACAGUAGCCAGUGGCAACUAUCAUCAGAAAACAAUGAAUUAAAUUUAGUUAUACUUGGCAGUAAUGGUCUCAGUGAAGAAUUUGCACGUGAAAUCAGAGCACAGACAGAAGACGAUGAGGUGGAGAUCGAUUGUCAGUUGUAUACCCUCGGUUACAGAGUCAUCGAUGGGGAUGUAGGAUUGCCGCAUAAUUCUUUUACUACUUCUGACUUUAUGCCACACGGAUCCUUCUGCAUCUAUGCAAACGAGGAGUCUUUCGAAUAUAUACGCUCUUCUUUGGAAAAGACCCUUUUAUCAAAUCUAGAGCAAGAGGACAGGCUCCCUUUUCAGGGUUUGCCAAUUGUUAUAAUGUUCGUCCCAGAAUCCAGUAUUGAUGAGAUUGAAGCGUUACGUCUCAGAGAAGAAGGCCAGAGUCUUGCAGACAGCUUGCAGUGCCCUUUCAUCGAUGUGUGCAUCGAUGACUUAGAACCGGAUAAGAGAUUUCCCACAGCACUUGUGAAAGAUGCACUUCAGCAACUCAUACAAUCUAUAAAUCACCGUGCAGGUUUCUUGAACAUUUAUCAAAGUGUCAUUGAGUGCUUGGAGCCUGACAUAAGAAUAAUAAUGUGUAUGUUUUGUGGAGAUCCUUAUUCGGUAGAAAACGUUUUAGGGCCAUUGUUGAGUCAUCAGUGUUGCUUUUUGAGUGGUGACAGAUCUAUCGUAUUGGAAACGUUCCUAGGGGAGUCGAAGCGACGAGUCGAAGUUAUAAUUUCUAGUUUUCACGGGGCAAAUGCAUUUAGAGAUGAACUGGUCCAUGGAUUCAUUUUAGUGUAUUCUACAAAACGGAAAGCUUCUUUAGCAACCCUUAAUGCCUUUUCAAUGAACAUACCAAAUUUACCGAUCCAAAUAAUGGCUGUAACUGACACUGGUGGAGCAAAUGCCUUCUUCAGUAACGACUUAAGUCAUGCACUCAUCACGGAGGGAAAUGCCAUUGCAGACAGAUUGCAAGCGCAUUUCAUGACAUCGGCAUCAAGUUGUCAACAAAAAACUGCUUUCUACACUCCGUUUUUCAAAGAAGUCUGGGAGAAGAAACCUGAAAUCGAACAAGCAUUUAACAUGGAAGAGCCUGGUAAUUUGAACGAUAGCGGUGAAGGUACUUUGGAGUACUCCGCUUUACAUCCGAUGCCACCUCCACGUCAUGAGAGCUAUCAUCUGCAGACACCGGAUGAUGGUAUGUCCGUGACUUUUAGGAGCGGUUCGGAGUCGUACGAGCAGUUAACUCCGGAUGGAGACCUUGGUGAUACUGGGCUGACCGAGCAAUUUGCUGACAACAGAGCCACUCCUAGUGACGAUAGCGAUAUAUACAGUCAAGUCGAUUUUCACAGGGAGGAGAGAGAAAGGGAGCUAUUAAAGAGCGGAGACAUCCCUAACAAGCUGUCAGGUUGGGUCAAAGACACAUUUAUGCAUCAAGAUGGAGUUACGAACAGUUACUCUCAUCGCGCGUUCACUACCGGACGGCGACACAUUUCUCAGAUGAAACCAAGACCGAAAGGAAACAGUCAAACCCUGAAGCAACCUGGGAAAAUCAAUUUAAAGGACUUUUCAAAUGUGACAGACGCGAUAGCUAGGAUGACCAUAGGAGAGAAGGAUGAGCAUGGUAGUAAAAUCGGCAUGGGUCAUGCCCCUCUCGCGACUCCUGAACUGGUAGAUCUUGGCUCUGAAUAUGCACAAGUUAAAGAUGUGGUACCAAAUUUAUAUUCGGCUUAUGAUGGCGACUACAUGUAUGCUUUGGUUCAGGAUUCUAUUGGAAAUAACAAGUCGAAACUACGUCAUAGGCGAGAAAAGGGACAACCAUCAUACAGUGACUCGGAUUCGGAGUGGAGUUCCUUGGAGAGACAGAGGGUCGCGGACGUGAUAGGAAAGGGCACCAAGAAACCUUCAUCUCAUAAAAGAAUACGUAAAAAACGUACUGCGAUACCAGUAGCUACUCCUAAGGUACCAUCGUUAGUUAGUAUGGGCAGUGGAGAUGGGAUCGUUGGACUGAAUUACACAAUGAAGGAAGAGAAGAAUUGGCGUGUCGAGCCAGUGGAACGAGUAGUAUCGAGCGAAACGCCAGACAGUUCUGAAUCAAGCGACCCAGAACACACCUCCAGGUCUAGGUCAAAACAGUAUAAACAUGCAGCAGUGAGCUUAAGAAGAAGGUUUGGAAAUUCGCUGCAACAUCAGCAUCUUGCUGCAACGUUGCAACAUCCUUUCAAUUUGAAACACAUGACACAAGAAAUGUUUAGUACGGCCUCUAAACAAAGGGUUGAUAAUUCCUUCGGCAACAUUCCAGACGACGAGUCCAGUUUAGACGUCUCCUCUCCACGGGAAAUCAACUCUCCCAGCCACGUUACUGAACAGUUUGGUAUCCUGGCGAAGGGGAAGGAAGGCGAUAAACUUAGUCGAAAGAGGGACAAGCAGAAGGCGAAGGAGGACGAGAAAAUGGAGAAACGGCGACUCAAGGAGGAAAAAUUGAAGAAGCACGCGGAAAAAGAAAAGGAGAGAGAAAAGAAGAAGCAGGAGAAACUUAAACAGACCAAAGCUGGAAGCGGCGCAACCAUGUCUGGACAAUCGCAGCUUCAACAACCUUUAAUCGAAGACUUUGCCCAGAGCGAGACAAAUAGAAUCCCUCUCUUUCUUGAGAAAUGUGUACGUUUUAUCGAGGACGAGGGUUUAGACUCGGAAGGAAUAUACAGGGUGCCUGGUAACCGAGCACAUGUCGAGCUGCUCUUUCAGAAGUUUGAAGAAGAUGGUAACGUGGAUAUACAUUCGUUGGACAUUCCUGUAAAUGCCGUAGCAACUGCUUUGAAGGACUUCUUUUCGAAAAGGUUACCGCCAUUGAUCGACAAAGACCGUAUGAGUGAAUUGGAGGAUAUAUCGGGUGCACGCGGUAUCAGCAAACCGAUGUCAGCAACUUGCAUGAAUAUGGAAGACCGAAGCUGUAGACUGCUCGCCUUGCGUCUCAUGCUUAACAAGUUGAAUCCGGUGAAUUUCGACGUCUUGAAAUUUAUUUUUCAACAUUUCGUCAAAGUUGCCGAGAACUGUAAGUUGAACAGUAUGGACAGCAAAAACCUAGCAAUCUGCUGGUGGCCAACUCUUCUGCCGAUAGAGUUUAACGACCUAGGCAGGUUCGAAGCUAUGAGGCCGUACUUGGAGGACGUUGUGCAGACGAUGAUCGAUCAAUAUCCAUUCCUAUUCUGUGGCAAGGAAGCUAUCGUCAUGGUUUGAGUGACGGACCUCGUCCUGGGAGCUUUACCGAGCAGGAAGAGCAACGACAUUAAUGGCGCAUAAGUGAUCAGCGCAAUGAUAACGUGUCGUUUCUCCGUCCGGAGCAUCGCGAGUCGGCUUCGGCACGUUUUGUAUGAAUCGUUCGACUCGCGUCGUUUAACAGUCAACGCAUAAUAGUUGGUCUCACAUUUAGUUGAUAAUUAUUAGGGCGCGUACCCUUGUAAGAUGUCCUCUUUGCCAAGGUGAAUCGAUCGGAGUAUGGACUUUCUUAUAAAAAAAGGAAUACCGACACGAAUAGUCGGACCCACAAGAGGUCACGUUGCUUCUCUUUUUUUUCUUCUGAAAUCGGCGAACGCGAGUAGAAAGAGUCAAUGAGUCAAUCCAUGUGUCAUAACGGUAUGCAUGUGUCAUGUUGGAUGUAUCGAGAGAGAUGUAUUUAUUGAUCAGUGAACGCUAAGAGUCGGCGCGUUCGAUCCUUAAUGGCUAAUUAGUGUACGAGAGGUCGAUGUUGCUUUUUCUUUAGUUUACGAUUUUGUUUUAUUUGAUUUUUAUUUUAUACGUGUACACUGUAAGGGAGAUUGGCGAAUGGGAUAAGAUCGCGAACCCAGCCCAGACUUUCUGAUCUCCGAUUGUAAUCAGGAAAGCGGCAGUAAAUCUUAAUUAACGUCGGGGAACUUUACCCUACAAUAACAAUGAUUUUAAUCCAAUUAAAUGGAAGUAAAUACUCAUUCUUAAUAAUAAAAUUUCACAAAUGUCCUGAGCUUCCUGCCGAAAUUUCACAUUCCGAGGGAGUUAAGCUUCUAGACGGAAAAAAAGUCUUUCGCAAAUCUCCCGGUUGUGCGUAAUUAGCUAGUAAUAAUUUUAAGUUCAUGAAAGAACGUUACGCGUGACUGUGAAAAAUUUAUUUGCGUAUUAACAAAGAUUAUGUUCAAAUCAGUUCUUUUUACAGGGUAGAUCUUGUGGUUAGGAAGGAUUCUAUGCAAUUUUAGAUCGAUGAAAGUUAAGUUUCGUGUAUUAGGAUUAUUAGCUUGAUGAUUUUUGAGACAGACGUGUCUGUGGUUGAAAAUUUGAAUAAUCUCAAAAAUAGACGGAAAGAUCUCGAUGCACUGGAUUCGACCUAACGGAUGUAAUGGAUUAAGUGUCCUCGAUAUGCGCUCUUUGCAUAAACGAUUUUGACGGUAUUUACCAGUGAUAUACAGCGUAUGUUUCGAUCCCUGUAAAUAAGGAGGAACGUCAUAGUAAUUGCUGAGACAAUUUGAAAUAACAACACACGCACAAGUUACGGUACGCUGGAAAACCUAAGGGCAGGUUCUCGAUCGUUUGAUAAAUCUUUGACACACAAUAAAUAAUAGCAGAUGUUAGAUAAGUCAAAAUACACGGCAGAUAAUCCCUGCUAAUACCGUGAUAUGACAUCGGCUACAUUCUGCAGUCAGCCGAGAAUGUCGAUUGCGGAAAAGAGCUAUAACUUUAAGCUAAUCUGCUUUUAUAGAGCCUGACGACUCUAAAUAAAUUUAAAUGAAUGUACAGUAAUAUUUAUUUGUACAAAUUAUCGAGGGAGCGAUUCAUCACGCGCGAGAAACAUUUUGUAUCAUUUUUUAAGACGGUCGUGUGCGAAUACACAUUUUUUUUUUUACGAGUGUAAAAUAUUUUAUUAUUUGUUUCAAACGGCACAUUCGAGCUUGAAUGUUUGUAAGCGUUUAUAUUUUGUAUUGAUCGUCAUAAUGUACGAAUAUCGUUUAUUUGAGUUUAGUACAAUUUAAGAGGAUAGUACGAUCGACAUUAAUAAUUGUGGCGAAAUUGGUGAACAAUUGGCAUCAAUGACUAGUAUUAUUAUUUUCUAUAUUGAGAUUCAGUAUGGAAGUCUCCAUGUAAAUUAUUUUACGUUUAAGUACUAAGUGGCGCGGUUACACGAUUUCUUUGUAAACGAAUACAUUAAUUUUUGAGAAUCCGAUAACUCUGGAAAGCCCUCUGCAAUACGUUGAAGUUAGGUCGAAAAUAUCUCGAUUAAACAGCGAGCAUGGUAAUUUCGCUUAUUUACAUUCCUACUUUACACAUCUAUGGAAGCAGUAUUACAAUCUUGAAGUUAUAUCACCGUCAUCGGAAAGCGGAGCAUAGCGAUUACCCGAUAUCGCGUGAACGCCUGUAAGUACGUUCGCUAGGAAAAGAAAAAAAUUUAUAGAAAUAAAUGUUCAGGGACUUUUUCGGAUCGUCUAGCGUAGCAUUUUAGGGGUCCAGUCGCGAGAGCGAGCGAUGGUCAACAGUGAUAGGAAAGUAUCGAGACCUGCCCGUACGAAUAGUUGGUAAUAGUUUCCUCUAGAUGUGCCAUAAUUUAUACAAUUUGAUGUUACAAUCGUAAUAAUUGUAUGCCUUCGGACGACUUAUGGGUCAAAAGCUCGCCUCCGUAGCUCUCUUCAUACAUUUCUCCGUAUGUAUGCGUACUUAAAUACCGUGCGAACACGCACGUCGGCUGCGAGUCUUUGAUCUUCGAAGCCGUUGAGACAACAGGUUUUUUAUCUGGAAGGUGGAGGGCGAAAUGUCCCGAGCACGCUCCAAGUGAGUUCGCUCGAAAGCGUCGACUCGUUUCGCGAUUUUCAAAGUCCCGCCAAAUUUUCCCGCCCCCCGACGAGGGACUUCGGAAAUUUUCCAUCGCGCGAGAAAAUGCAAAGAAGAGACCACGCGUAUCCUUUAUAGCAUUGAAAACAAUUAUUAAAGCGUUUGCAUCGAGAGAAGCGAAAUCAUUUAUUUAAGGAUAUUCCGUACGUUGCCGAAUUCAACAUGGCCGACGAUAACUGCGAUCAAAACUUAACUGACGAUUUAACGGCGGUAUUACUUCCUCUAUUAACUAUUCCACGCUUGAUAUGCCGAGUGAUUUGCGUCCCGUAAAUAUGACGCCUCCAAACGCGGCAUUGUCAUCGGUCGUUACUGGCGUCGAUCGUUAAAAAGCCCGUUUCGAAGUCGACCCGUUCGAGCGAUCGCGCGUGCAUGUUUCGUAAUUAAUGAAGCGAAAGAGCGAAAAUGAUGUGUUUGUACGAUCUGUGAGCGAAAUCUCGCGACCGGCGGAUCAAUUAGAUUUCCGCCGCGCCGCGAUCGAGUUUUAUACAUUCGUACGUGCGUAUUUCUAAGGAGUAGCCUUAAAGUUAAAGUGCGCAUAGCAGGCCGACCUCGCGCACGAUUGGGAGCACCGAUGCAAUUGUCUUAGGGACGACUGCGAGGCCGAAUUUUUGCGAGCACUUUUUUUUUAGCCCUAUAGGAAAAAUCAAGCCCUCGAGAUUAAGUCGUCUCGAAACGGUUUCGAAAAUCCCAUUCCCGGAGGAGUGGGCAAAUCUCGUUCCGCCGUGAAUGGUUAACUACCGCCUGUAGAAAAUGAAGUUUUAAGCCCGAGUUAUAGGGUCGCAUUUAAAAUCAAUUCGAAGGGUUCCGAGCCAGAGUUCGGGGGUCGAAUCCCGCUCGUUUAUUGGCCGAGCCGGUAAAUAAAUCGCGACUUAGCGCUUAAGCUCGCUCGUAAAAUUCCGGCUUUGGAGCCGUCUCGAGGAUCCCGAUCGCGGGAAAUCACGGAAACGUGGUCGGGAAAUGGUCUCCUCGGACCGAUCCGGGAACGUAAACGGCAACGAUAUCUGCCCUUUUGUCGACGUAUGGUCGAGGACUAAACUCGAUUUUCUCUCUCGGAUGGCGCGACGUUCCCUUUUUCCUACUUCCUUGCGAUUAGUAUUUACGCUCUCGUUCGAGGUUCCUCCUUCUAGCGCGAUUUCCUCGGUCAAUCUGACGGGCGAAGCCUAACGCUCCGAUUUCUCGAAACGCCUCGAUUUUGGGCUUUUGCUUCCCUCUUCUCGCCGAUCUCGAUCGGUCCGAUACGCGAGGAACGAUGCAGUGUCCGAUCGAUAAAUGACCAAGUCAGUCUGCUAAUUUUUUUUUUUGGCAGAUGUUAUUUUAUGAUUUAUUAUUUUUAAUUUGUUUUCAAUGUAUUUUCGGCCGUUGCAUUAAUACACGAGGUUAUCGGGUCGGUCCGAUAAUGUGUAGGAUAGGAAGAGGUAUGGGCCACUUUCCGCCAAGGAUCGCAUUCUCCAGGAAUUUUCGGACAUUCGAACCUUAUCGAGGGACUUUUACUCUAUUUGGAGAUCGGAUAACUGAAAUGUUUGCAGGGGUUAAGCGCAUUUCGAACGUUUCCCUUCUUCGAUCCAAUACGCUUUCAGGCUCGCUUCGUAAAUAUUUUCCAAGGUGUAUAUUUAAUUUUUUCUCUGCGAUUUCUUAUUAGCGUUUCGAUAUCAACCAAAAUGUGUUCAACUUUGAAGGGUAUUUCUUUUUUUUAUAGGCAUUCCAUUGCGCGUUUAGCAUGUUCAUUUUUCUCAUGAAUCUCUUAAUUGCGUUAUGCGUAGGUGAUAUUUAUUUCAUUCGAUGUCUCUAUACCAAAGAGUGUUCAACCUUGAAAUGUAUUCACUUUAUUGUUUUUGAAAGCGAAUCAUUUAUUCGACUCGAAAUUCCUUGGAUCUGGCGUCGAUACCACUCUCGUUCCCGCGUACUUGUGAUUCGCGAUCGAAGGUUCGAUUUCCGACCGUUGAUCGAUAGCUCAACGAUCGAGCGAUCGGCCUAAUCGUCGUAGCCGUUUCCCUUCGAAUUCGAUGAGCGCCUCGUUUGUCACGUUUCUUCAUUUUUAACCCUAACCGAUCUAUACCGAAAUUCGGAGGACGGAUUUUUACGGAUUCCCAGGUGGUAGCUUCGCGUACAGGGCGGGAUAACUGAAGAGAUAUGGAAAUAUCAUAGAACGUGUCGUAUCUCCAGAUAUGACAUUACGAAGCGCACUUUCGUUCCACCGAGGUCCGGUACUAGCCAUACUUUCGAAUUUCUUGGAAACUAUGCUAUUACUCCUACGGUACCUUAAAUAAUUAAUUACUAAUUAGUAACGAAUUAAAUCCAAUGGGAAUUCUCUCGAUCUGGGAAUACUGUAUAUAAGACGUAAACGUAACUGGAGCUCGAGCGCAAUCCGAGGCGACUGGUGGACGCCGCUGAUAUUUGUGUAAAAUUGAAGAUAUGUGCAGUAUUAGGGCUUUUUCUAGAUAACUUAGUGUUUACACGUAUAUAUAUAAAUAUUCUAUAUAAAUAUAUUUAUACAUCCAACAUGGCGUGCCCUGUGGAUCUCGAGUCGCCGAUCGAGCGGGCAUCCCUCAACCGAAGAGGGACGGCAUUUUCGAGCCAUCGAGCACAUGUACGUAGCCGGGAAUAUCCACGGGAGAUCCAUGAGAUGUCCUAGGUCCUUCCUGUGAAAAAAAUCAAUUUUUUCCUUAAUCAAACCGUAGCCUCGAUAAAUACUUACUCCGCGGCGGUUUACGCACCCAGAAAAUAAGAAAGUCUUUCGACCGAGAGAAAUAAAUCUUUUCGACGCGGUUUUGCCAUCCAUUCCGGAGAUACGAGUCUACUCGAGUCCGAGCAUUUGUCAUUCCUCGAAUAUAUUCUCCCUGGCGCGAAUAAAUUGCAAAGCUACACCCCAUCGGGAUUGAUUUAUCUCGAGGAUGUUUUUUCAUUCCCCGACGGCGCGAAUCAACCGCCACCGACUUCUCGUAAAUCCCGUAAAUCGAGAAGGUUUGCACUUUUGUUCGACGUUUAAGUGGAGAUCCCUCGGUAGAUGUCCCGUGGAUAUUCCCGAGGUCCCGAGGAAAAGCCAGGAGCGAGUAGCGUCAAUUUGCGAAAGCACAAAGAGGAACCGACCAAUCGGGCGAGCCCGACGUCGGCCAUUUUGGAUCUAGGGGAAACCGUAAAUGGCGCGUCGUCCUCGCCCGGCCCUUUGCUCUCCCUCACCGAUCGAACCCCCCGAAACUAACUAUAACGACGCUUUUUAAUGUGUAUAUAUUGUUGCUUACGUUUGGCCGCCGUGUAUAUCGAGGCUGCGGAUAUAUUAACGAUUAAUAUUACCGGUGCGAGCGAGGCGGGGGAUUUCUCUCGCCAAGGUCGGCGAGACGGAUCGUAUAAAAGAAAGAAGGGAGACGACCGAUCGAUCGCGAUUUCAUCCCUCGAUCUGCAUCCAGCUCCGAUCCAGCGGACGUCGACGGUCCUUCGUCGGCAAGGGAUAUUAUUCCCGAGGCCUAGGUACUUUUUCUAGCCCCCUAGUUCUCACGACUUCUUCCGCCCUCGUUUCAAGCGGACGAAUUCACCCGGUCGGAUAAUUCCGAGCGAUGUUCCGUAAAAUCUUCCGAAAUUCCACCGUCACGGGGAGUUAAGACGCGUCUCGCAUCCCGUCGCGAUUAUUUCUCGCUAAUGGCGCGCGAUCCGUGACGUCGGGAAUCGCACGUAGGGUGUAUUAAAUUCAUAACCGUAAUUCCGUGCUAUACAUUAACGCGGGGCAUAACUUAACGUUACGGUUGCGGAAGUUGUACGAACUCGGAAGCCCCGUGCCGUUAAUCUUUACGGAUGUACCCACACGUAACCGUGACAUAUCGGGGCUACUUAACGUUGGCCGAGAAAUGUAUCGCGAACAAUGUAUGCAAAUCCGCGGCCCGACGAAGGAAACUCAACCGACCGAUCGACGUCCGAGGAGAUUUUGCGGCCUUCCCGGGAAAUUAGAACGGUCUCGGACGGCAUUCGCGGUUUCGCCGUCGCCGAAAGACCACCCUCGCGACUCGAUCGCCGAUCGACCGAGUUUCUUUUCCAGUACCGAUCGAUCGAUCGCUCGGGGAGUCACCCGAACGACGUUGCGUAUCGCGUUGCACCGCUUGACGAUUCGACUCGUCAGUAAUUCGAGUCGAUUUUUCGGAAGCCCAUCGGUCACGCGUGCUCGAUCGUUUUGUGGCCGAUUGGCGUCCGUCGCUUUUUCCUAACGAGACUCAGAUUCUAACCUCCGACAGUCGAAUUAACGAACUGGAGAGCGCCUACUGGUGGUUAAGAGACAUUGAUGAAAUAAGAGAAAAAGACAGAAGUAUCGGUGUCCAGGAAGUAUUUAAAAAUAAAAAUCGUCUUUAUGUACAA
Molecule: messenger RNA, 13292 nt
Organism: Orussus abietinus
Lineage: Eukaryota; Metazoa; Arthropoda; Insecta; Hymenoptera; Orussidae
Gene: RhoGAPp190
Product: rho GTPase-activating protein 190
Exons: 25
Coding region: 1314-6338 (1674 amino acids)
Biological process (GO): signal transduction
Molecular function (GO): GTPase activity; GTP binding
Source: RefSeq, a predicted model, not a curated record